Messenger RNA from Lolium rigidum, 1233 nucleotides. Its product is annotated as serine/arginine-rich splicing factor SR34A-like. The record is from RefSeq and is a predicted model, not a curated record. Gene Ontology annotation, molecular function: mRNA binding. Bases 116 to 994 code for a protein of 292 amino acids. Lineage: Eukaryota; Viridiplantae; Streptophyta; Magnoliopsida; Poales; Poaceae. Gene Ontology annotation, cellular component: ribonucleoprotein complex; cytoplasm; nucleus. The transcript is spliced from 14 exons.
CAUAAACCCUUCUCCCUCCCCGACCUCCUCCUUCCCCCCACUAGACUGCGCGGCCGCGAAGCCAAACCCUAGCCCCCGUUCCCCUUCCAUUCCCCGGCGUGUUCAGCGGGGAAGGAUGAGCAGGCGUUGGAGCAGGACGAUCUAUGUUGGCAACCUCCCCGGCGACAUCCGGGAGAGGGAGGUGGAGGACCUCUUCUACAAGUACGGCCGUAUUGUUGAUAUUGACUUGAAGGUUCCUCCAAGGCCGCCCGGCUAUGCUUUUGUGGAGUUUGAAGAUCCUCGUGACGCUGAAGAUGCUUGUGCUGGACGGGAUGGCUACAACUUUGAUGGAAACCGUCUAAGAGUGGAGCCUGCUCAUGGUGGAAGAGGUAGUGGUGGCCCCUCUCAUGACCGUCCAAGCUUUGGCGGUGGUGGUGGUUUUGGUGGCGGUGGUGGCGGUGGCGGUGGACGCCGUGGUGUGUCCAGGCACACGGAUUACCGUGUUUUGGUCUCUGGCCUGCCUUCUUCUGCGUCCUGGCAAGAUUUAAAGGAUCAUAUGCGAAGAGCUGGUGAUGUUUGUUUCGCGGAAGUGUAUCGUGAAGGCGGCGGCACAAUAGGGAUUGUUGACUACACAAACUAUGAUGAUAUGAAAUAUGCUAUAAAGAAACUGGAUGACACUGAAUUUAAGAAUGCCUUUUCUAAAGGUUAUAUAAGGGUGAAGGAAUAUGAUGGCAAACAAGCGCGCUCCUACUCGCGCAGCCGAAGCCCAAGUCGCAGCCGCAGCAGGAGUGCAAGCAAAUCUCCCAGGGGCCGCUCAGCAUCUAGGUCCAGAUCAAGGUCUGUUUCUUCCCGUUCUCGGUCGGCAUCUAAAGGACGUUCCCCAUCAAGAUCACCAGCAAGAUCCAAAUCCCCGAUCGCUUCUCCGGCAAAUGGUGCAGUGGUGGCAAGUCCCAAGAAACGCACUCCAAGCAAGAGCCCAUCUCGCUCACGGUCUCCUGAUGCGAAAUCUGAAUAGAAGCACUGCUGCAGAUGCCUGGAUAUUAGUUAUCCUCUAUGCUUCUUGAGAACUACAUGAACGUUAGCAAACUGUGCAAUGAGUCCCUUCAUUGUAUCAACAGUAUGAACUUGUACUGCUGAAGACAUCAAACUAGUCUUUAUUGCUUUGAUGACUGUUAUUUCGUCUGCUCAAUGCUACCUUGUGGAUUCUGUUGAUCAAAUCCCAUGAAAGGUGAUUGUGGAUUUAUGUUCCAGUUA